AUGCACAGGAUGGGGAUGCGAACACCUCAGAGUUUACUUUUGGACAAUUUAGUCCAAAAAUCAUUACUGCCAUUAAAAAUGACACAAACAUCAGCAUUACUUAUUGUUCUCGCAGCUUUUAUAUGUGUUCAAUGUCAAGAUACGAAUGUUAUUGAUAUUCACAACAGCGGUUCAACAAACACAGCCGGUUAUGAUAUAAAAAUUGAACGAAAUGGCCGUACAUCUUAUCAAGUUUUUCGCCGUCGUCCACAAAUAGGCGAAGAUCAAUCAGGCAACAAGGAUAACGGAAAUACAACACUGACAUCUGGAUUAACAGAAAAUUUAUUUCAACAAAUUGAAAAAACAAUGCCAUUUAAUCAAUAUCCAGUUAAACAUUGCAUAAAGAGUGUUUCAUUUGGAUAUUCACUUGUUGUGAAAUACAAUGGCCAAACGACACCCGACUUAUCAUGUCCAACUGAUCAUGAAAAUUUAUCGGUUUUAAACAAGAUGGUACGAGAUAUCGUUACCGUAUUGGGUAUUAAAACAAUAGGUUAA
Messenger RNA from Didymodactylos carnosus, 534 nucleotides. The record is from the annotation of a GenBank genome assembly. Lineage: Eukaryota; Metazoa; Rotifera; Eurotatoria; Philodinida; Philodinidae.